Messenger RNA from Nasonia vitripennis (jewel wasp), 6325 nucleotides. It is a transcript of the gene Dcr-2, whose product is annotated as endoribonuclease Dicer. The record is from RefSeq and is a predicted model, not a curated record. The coding region runs from base 407 to 5254 and encodes 1615 amino acids. The transcript is spliced from 24 exons. Gene Ontology annotation, molecular function: protein binding; RNA binding; ribonuclease III activity. Gene Ontology annotation, biological process: siRNA processing; apoptotic DNA fragmentation; pre-miRNA processing. NCBI's taxonomy places the organism in Eukaryota, Metazoa, Arthropoda, Insecta, Hymenoptera, Pteromalidae. Gene Ontology annotation, cellular component: cytoplasm; nucleus; RISC complex.
CAGCAGGGACUGGAUUGGCAGAAAACAAUCGGGAAACAUAAAACUCGUCCCGACCUGCAUUGUGUAGCUUGAUAGAACGUCGACUUGGUGCAAAAUCGCAGGAUCAGCAGAUGCAAUUUGACGUGGUGUGUGCAGUUUACACAUGCAUUUUGCAAAAGAGGGAAUCCCGCAAGCUUCACGAUCCAAGAUAGAGACACGAUAGCUUGUCAGUGUACGACUGCACGUAGGAGGCGCGUGUUCAUCCGGAGCAGUCUGCGCUGCAUAAAUUCCUGAGGAAUACUCCGAAUUAAAAAGCCGGUGAGACGAUUUUUCUUUGCUGCGUUGUUGCAUCAUUUUCCUGUUGGCCCUUCAAGUCAAUCAGUCUUGACACUCUAAUAGUGCCAGAAUCGAUGAUACAUCAUUCAAGAUGGAUCAAACUCCAGAGAAAGAGUUUAAGGCAAGGCCUUAUCAAAUAUAUUUGUACGAAAAAACCAUUGAACAGAACAGUAUUCUGUACUUGCCAACUGGCAGCGGUAAAACGUAUAUAGCAGUUUUACUAGUGAAAAGGUUGAGUGGAGAUGUUCAGAGACAAUAUACAGAAGGUGGUAAGAGGACAAUAUUCAUUGUCAAUACUGUGGCAUUAGUGGUACAGCAGACAGCUUUUCUAACUCGGCAUACAGGCUUGGUUUGCAAAGGAUACAGCGGAGACAUGGGAGUAGAUUUUUGGUCAAAAGAAGAAUGGCGCAAAGAAAUUAAUACAAAUCAGGUUUUGGUCAUGACUGCACAAAUAUUUUUGAACCUUUUAACACAUGGAUAUAUAUCAUUGGAUAAAAUAAAUUUACUUAUUUUUGAUGAAUGUCAUCGAGCUGUGAAAGAUCAUCCGAUGAGACAGAUAAUGCAAAGAUUUCAAGAUUAUCCUAAAGAAAAGCUACCUAGGGUACUAGCCAUGUCUGCUUCAUUACUCAAUGCUAAUGUGCCAUUAGGUAAAAUUGAAACAACUCUGCGGGAAUUAGAAGUUACAUUCCAAGCAAAGAUUAUCACAGUUGAGUCAUUAGCUUACGUUACAGAUUAUGCUACGAAUCCAAAAGAAUUUGUGGAAUAUUAUGAGACCCCACACAAAAUCAGUCUACUGAAUGAAAUAUCUGCUAUUGUAGAGUACGCUUCAUCUAUUUUAAAACAAGUUGUUUUACCCAAUAGAAUGGAAAAUCCAGAAAGCAGUAUGAUUUUUAAACCUGUUUCUAAAACUAUAAAAUUAAAUAGAAUAUUGAGUGAUGUUGAAGAACACCUCACAGACAUGGGUUUGUAUGGUGGAAGUGAAAGUGUGCUACAGCACAUUAUACAACUAGAAUGCCUCAAAAGAUUUGGAGAUGAAAAAGAAGCUAUUGCAAUGUUUGACUUUAUAAUAACACAAUUAGUGAAAAUACAAAAACUAUUGAGUGAUGCAAUGAAUGAAGUGCAAUUGCCUGAUACUAUUCAGAGAUUUUCAUCAUCAAAAGUACUUAAGCUUAUGGAAGUUUUAAAAACUUUUUAUAAUAAUAUGGAAAAUAAAAGAAACUUCUGCUGCAUUAUUUUUGUGAAAAGACGUUUCACUGCCAAAGUCUUGUACCAACUUUUAUCGAAAUUAAGUUCUUGCGAUGAGGAUUUCCAAUUUUUAAAACCUCAGUAUAUGGUUGGUUACAGCAAUAAUCCUUAUAAAAAUGCUAGAGAAACGGUGUGUAUUGCUAAAUGGAAUGAUGAAGUUCUUACAAAAUUUAGAAAUGGCGUAGCCAAUUGUGUAGUAGCUACAGAUGUUGUUGAUGAAGGUGUGGAUAUACCUUCAUGUACAUUAAUUGUACGUUACUAUGCUCCAAUGGACUUCCGGGCCUAUAUACAAAGUAAAGGAAGGGCCCGCCAUUCAACAAGUCACUUUAUCAUUCUGGCUUCCAGUGAAGAUGAUUACAUCAGUCGAUAUCGCUCCUUCCAACAAACGGAACGAUUCUUAAGACAGGCUUUGCAUGGUAAAUCUGAUUAUCGUAUAAAACCUUCAAAUAAUGAUGUUGAUGCACUUCUAUAUCAAUACGUUAUACAGCCAUAUAUCGUAAAAGAUGCAAAUGGAACCAUAAGUGUAAUAACUGAGCAAUCAGCCAUAUCUCUUAUUAACGAAUAUUGUGCAAAUCUCGUUAAAUCUAAAUUCAUUAUGUUAACACCAACAUGGGUCAAAGAAGAUGUUAGUCCGUCAGCCUAUAGGGUUCUAUUAACUCUACCUCCAAUAUCUCCUUUAAACGACACUAUUAUUGGGGAUGUCAUGCAAUCAGUAGACAUUGCUAAAAGAUCAGCUGCUUUGAAAGCGUGUAUUAAAUUAUAUGAAAUAGGCGAAUUAAACGAUCAUUUAAAGCCUAGAAAACCUGAAGACAUUGAGUUGCAUACCAAACAUUUGUUUCCGUAUUAUGUAGCUGAUAAAGACACUACAGAUGGUAUGCCUGGAACAAACUCGAAAAAGCGACACCAUGAGUUAAUCUAUCCAGAAGCAUUAUGCUCAGCUUUUCCAAAGCCAAAUGAGUCGCUGUAUUUGCAUAUCAUUGAUAUGAAACCGAAUUAUCCGAGGCCAAAUGACAAUAGGCAUUUGGUUUUUUACAAUUUAUUGUCCAAUUCACAGACUUAUGGUAUACUUUCGGCAAAAAAAAUACCGGAAAUUCCGAGUUUCCCAAUAUUUAUGAAUAUCGGUGAUUUACAAAUAAAUAUCAAAAGUAAUAAUCAGUUAAAAUCUUUGACUGAAAUGGAAAUCGAGCAACUCAAAUUGUUCCACACGUUAGUAUUUAGCAAAAUUUUAAAAGUGAUAAAAGAGUUUAUGAUUUUCGAUGCUAGCAAUAUGGAAAAUAACUUUUUGGUUGUCCCCAUAAACGAAAGGGGACAAAUUAACUGGGAUAUUGUUAAUCGUUACAAAAUCAUUGCAUCUAUAUCGCCAAGUGAAAACCUAGUGGUAAAAGAAUCGGAGUAUGAUUUGGCACUUGUCACUCCGAAUUAUAGGGCAUCAAACAUGUACAUCGUCACUCAAGUUUGUGAAUAUUUAAAGGCUGAGUCAAGUUUUCCAACAUCAGAUUAUAAUUCUUAUGUACAUUACUUUAAAGAAAGGCAUUACAUAGAAAUAAAGAAUCCAGCACAACCUAUGCUUGAAGUUAAACCAAUUUCUAGCAAAAUUAAUUGUACAAAACCAAGAAGUAUAAAAGCUAAUUUGAGUAAGAGAAAACGUGCAAGUCUCACUGAAGAUUUCGAGGAACAUUUGGUACCAGAACUUUGUGAUAGGAUUGAUUUUCCUUCUCUGUAUUGGCUCAAGGCAACAACGCUUCCAUCAAUCUUACACAGAAUUUCUCAAUUGAUUGCUGCAGAAGAAUUAAGAGUCAAAAUUGCUCAUGAAGCGCAGCUUCACAUCAGUAGUUUAGAAGCAGGAAAAAAGUGGGAACCCAUGCAAAUUGUAGAUCAAUUUUCACAAAAUUCUGAAUCAAAUAGUGAUACUACUUUUGACGAAAGUCUCAUGGAUGAAGAAGAUCUGGAAGCUGAAAACCUUUUAGUGCCAGAUACUUCUUUAGAGGUGGAUAUACUUAGCCAAGAAAGAAGUUCAUACUCCUGGAGUAAAGAACAAGAACCAACAGAUCUUGAUAGAAACGCUCAACAGAUUCAGCUUAUUGAUAUUGAGUACUACUGUCAAUUCAUGUCCGGCGUUACACCUGAAGACACCAAAAAUCUCAAAUAUCAAAAUGCUGUGAAAAGCUUGUACAUUACUCCGGAGAAAGUAUCCGCACCAGUUUUAAAAAUGCUGACAAGCAGCAAUCCUUACGGCCCAAGUCCUGUUGAUAUUUUGCAGAGCUUGACUACAAAAGUGAAAAAUGACGUUUUCAAUUUGGAGCGAGUAGAAACUCUAGGAGAUUCAUUCCUAAAGUUUGCAAUCUCACUAUUUUUAUAUCAAGCUUAUCCGACCUGUGGAGAGGGUCCAUUAACUCAUCUUAAAGGAAAAUUAGUCGGGAAUUUGAAUCUGUUUUACUGCAGCAAGCAAAAAAACAUCGCCGGUCGGAUGCACGUAGAAGAUUUUGCACCGACUGGUAAUUUCGUUACUCCUGCAUAUGCUGCACAUCAAGUCUUGCAGCAAAUUCUAAGAGCUGAAAAGGUUUCGGCAAAUAUACUCUACGAAAUUCGUGUACCCGCCGCAGAAAGGUUCUCUGGUUGCAUUUCAAAUAAUACAACUGAUAUGAUGCAAGAUAAAGUACUCGCAUGGCCAAGUGAUGAAAAGGUGACGCAUACAGGGAUGGAACAUUUUCUCGGUAUUCAAGUAGUCUCGGAUAAAUCGGUAUCAGAUUGUACUGAGGCAUUAAUAGGCACAUACCUACUUCAUUUGGGUAUAAAAGGCGCUUUACAAAUUUUAAAAUGGUUUGAAAUAUUGCCGAAAAGUCUGAAUGUAGACCAGUAUUUAUAUUCAGAAGUAGAAAAUCCUCAAUUAGGCGAUGGCGAUGUUAAUGUACAUAUACCAUGGGCACAGACAAUGGAAGAAAGACUUGGAUACAAAUUUCGUAAUCGGGCAUUUUUACUACAAGCAUUUACACAUCCAUCAUAUAUGCCAAAUCGACAGACAGCAUCUUAUCAAAGAUUAGAAUUCUUAGGAGAUGCUGUGCUUGAUUUCCUGUUAACUAUUCAUAUUUAUGAAACCUGUGGCAAUUUAAGUCCUGGUGAACUAACAGACCUAAGAUCUGCAUUGGUUAACAACAUAACUUUCGCUUGUUUAGCUGUACGUUACGGUUUGCACACUGCUCUUUUAGCAUUGGCCCCAAAACUAUUUGACCUUAUCGACAAAUUCGUCAAAUUUCAAGAAAAUAGAAAUUAUAAGAUAGAUGACGAGUUGUUGUGGGUACUGUUAGAAGAAGAAGAAUGCAAUAUGGCAGAGCAUGUUGAUGUCCCCAAGGUUUUGGGAGACAUAUACGAAUCAGUGAUAGGAGCCAUUUUCUUGGACUCGGGAAAGAAUUUAGAAGUUGUAUGGCAAGUUAUUUAUAACUUGAUGAAAAAUGAAAUUGAUUUAUUUAGUAAAAAUGUACCUAAGCAGCCUAUUCGAGUUAUUCACGAAACUCAAGGCGCCAACCCAAAAUUCUCGUUGGCUCAAUUAGUGGAAAAAUCGUCUACAAUCAUGAUCACUCUAACGGUCACUGUGAAUGGCAAAAAAAAGUUCUUCCAUGGAUUCGGACCAACAAAAAAAUUGGCUAAAUGCGCUGCCUCAAAACAAGCUUUAAAAUAUUUACGUUAUAAGAACUAACACAACUCAUGCUUAUUGCAAAUUUCUAUAUUAGGAUUCUAUCAACAGCAUAAGUUUAAAGUGAUCCUAAAAAAGUAGUCUUACACCUUCUGCAUAUUUAAGGACAAAAUAGUUAUUUAUUCUUCAAACACUAUAUUUGUAUUUUUAAACAUGCACAAAAUGUAGGACUUCCGUAUGUUGAUUAUUUUGUAUACAAUAGGGAACAGACAUGGUUCUGCUAUAUACAUAUAAAUACUUAUAUACAGUAGAAAAUAGCAUAAGAAUACGCUAUGCAUCAAUUUUUUGCUGAUUUAAUACCUCUAGGCCCUAAUACUAAAUAUUGCAGUAAAAAUCGUGAAUCUUGUACUUUUUUGUAAGAUUUAUCCUUAACUUUAUUUUAAAAAAGGUUUUAAAAAUCAUGUCUGUUUCCUAUUUUAUGUAUAUUUAAAGUGCUAAACCAUGCUGUACUCAUGAUGUACAAAUGUGAUACUAUAGCAUGCUAUUGUUAAUAGUAUAUUUCGAGUGUAGAAUCAACUUUUCGCACGUGUAUCGAACGUUAUUUUUUUAUACAGGGGCGGAAAAUGUGCUUUAACGCACGCGGAGCGUGCGUAAAAGCGAAUUUUACGCACACUGUAUCGAAAAUACUGUUAAGCGCAUGGAGUGUGAAAAAUACGUGUGAAUGUUAUAUUAUUGGAAUGUAUUAUUAAAGAUAAUUUAAUUGUUAUAAACAUUGUCAAUUGAAAAACACACUUAAAAAAAAUUGUACUCAGAAUAUGCCUUAUCUAUAACUAUGUUACUAUUCAUGUUCAUAAAUAAUAGACUUUUAUAUACAAGAGAGAAAAAAUGCUUUGCAGUGUAAAUUUAGAAAAACCAUUUAGUUUUUUUUCUCUAAUACAUAAUAUGUUCUUGUCUUCCGUUACUAUUAUGAACACAAAACGCAAUAUUUUGUGUACCGUGAACUGAAUGAACAAUUGGUUCUAUGAAAUUUAGUUUUCUAAAAUAAUUAAGCAAACAUUUAUAAAUCGUGAUGUUUUAUAAAACGUUACUGCUAUAUUUAUUAUCAUUAAGAAUUAAAAUUUUAUUUACAACUAA